This is a messenger RNA of Penicillium psychrosexuale, 2118 nucleotides long. RefSeq lists its product as uncharacterized. The record is from RefSeq and is a predicted model, not a curated record. The transcript has 5 exons. NCBI's taxonomy places the organism in Eukaryota, Fungi, Ascomycota, Eurotiomycetes, Eurotiales, Aspergillaceae. Bases 1 to 2118 code for a protein of 705 amino acids.
AUGUUACCCUCGAGAGAUGACAUAGCGAAGUUCAUUUCCAUCGCUCCAGAAGCUAAUGAAGGGACGGCCCUCAGAUUCUUGGAGGGAGCGGAAACCAUUGACAAUGCUAUCAGUCGGUAUUAUGAGGCUCAAAAUGAGGCUAUAGCUCCAAGUUUGCCUACUAUAGAUGCCGAUGUUGAUAUACGGAACUGCCCCCCACCAUAUGCACGUUCAGUAAUAAGAGAGCUUUCACACCAUUAUAGCAAUACAUUUAUUGCAGCUGCCGAUAUCCGCUCUAAAGAUGAAGAAGAUAUGAAUGCCGCCCUACACGGCAUCCAGCAAGCCUGUCGCAUUUUCAAUAAGGAUAUUGAACCAGAACAUACCACACAGUUUUAUAAUUGUAAUUGCGAUGUCCACAAAUACAAAGACAGAAAGGCUGCCCGCCUUCCUAUUCAGGAAAUAUGGUCCAAAGCAGUCAUCUAUCCAGGCGAAUCAGCCUAUCAUGACAGUCAUUCGUCGGCUCUCAUCAUGAAAAAUCCAUAUAGCCGUGUGCCCUCGCCUUUUCCGGUUACAACUCCCGGGACUUACAACAAGGCGAAACCUACUCCGUCCGGCUACAGCCAGCAUCUUCAAAGGAUGGUACAGUUGAAUGCAACCCUCAAUGCUGCGGCACAGGCUGCCAUUGAUUCCAAAGAGCCAGCAUCUACCAUAUGGGAUAGCGAAGACCCAGAGACCUCUGUGCCGAAUGAGGCUGACACCACAGCUUCUCCUAGUACCCAGCAACCAGCAGAAUGUCCCCCCAUAGAGAGCUCCAAGCCAUCGGCAUUCGGCAGUUUGAAGAAGAUAUUAUCCAAGAAGACGCCAGAGGAGAAGGCAGAGAAAGCAGCUACUCACACCAGAGAGCUGCGCAUGGCCAUCCUAGAGGAGGAGCAAGGCAGGUGGCCAAAUCAAGAAUGGCGACUGCUUGCGACAGCCUACCAAGAAACAGUCGGAACAAGUCAAAAGAUCGCCGAUCUUCGAGCCCAGUGCCCAAUUCAGUAUCUCCACCUCCUCCGGGCAGGAUAUUUUGAGCCUAUUCCAGAGGCUUGGGCGAAAUCCACGUCCAACCCUCUCAGAUUGAGCAUUGACGCAGUUGGUGGGUGGAGAGGAAUCACCCCCGGUUGGAGAGGAUACAAAGAUCUCGCCGAGGAACGUCUGUACUGGGUCAUGAAUAACACAGAGGGCAUUGUUGGAAACAAAACGAAGCCCGAUGUCAUCUCCGCGAUGAACAUGGCUCGAUCUAGAAUGGAAUCUGCUAUUGAAACCCCUGCGGAAUACUUCUCUCGCGACGAUAUCUACAAGGUUCAAUCCAUCUCAGAGACUUACUCGAAGCAGGUUAUGACUGCUUUCAGACCCUCUGGGGAGCCGGCAGCCCCUCUAGACGAGACUAUGAUCCUGUUAGAGGUCUCUGAGUCUAUGAGCUCUGCACCGCUUCGCCCGAAUUAUGAUGGGCAUCUCAUUACAGGUUAUUCCGCCUCUAAGCAGCCCAUGAGCAAAGAUAUUGCCCAGGCCAUCGUACGUCGCUUUUCCCAAGCAAUGAUCAAUCACGACCAUGAUAGCCGAGGCUACCAGCUCGUCACAUUCGCGGAUCAGGCCCGCUACAUGGGCCACAUCAACCACCAGAAUUUCGAACAAAUAUGGCCAAACAUUGGAUUUGGAGGGGAGACUCGACUGAUGCUAGGCUGGCAAAGAGCCAAGGAACUCCAUUUCCAAAAGCACUCUGGGACAGCAAUUCACCAUCCUAUGUACGGAUGGCAAGCUGGUCCACAAACACCCAUACUGCGACUGCUUAUCGUCCUCGACGGUGAAGCACCAGACAUGAACGAAUUCCAGCUCGAUCUUCUUGGUCUGUCCUGGGUGUAUGUCACGAUCUUCCUGGUGGGUGCAGAUCAGUGUCCAAACCACCAUCGCCUUGCGAACGAGCUGCAGAUAAUCAGCAAUACCAAUCCCCGGGUCUCUUUCCUGGAUGCACAGGGGAACAUGCCGGAGCGCUUCAUCGCCCAUGAACUGCUCAAGCGACAUCUCCGAUACAAUAUUUCAUUCACUGAUUUUGAGACGCUAGAGCAGGCGACAGUGGAUCUCCCAUCGUAUGUAGAGUAA